UUGAGAGCCAGUUCCCACGCAUCGUGAAGAGGAGACCCGAUGCGCCUCUAGAAACGGAGACCACUCAUUCACCACUCACGCACAAAAACGCGCACUGCUUUUUUUGGUGGCGGGCACCGUGCGCAAAAACUGGCUCCGUGGUCGAAUCCUCAGGCUGCACAGACUUUGCAUUGACACCGCAUCAUUCUCUGACAGCUCCCACAGACAAACGCCAGGCACAGAGGCUGGGCUGGAUUUUCAGGCUGUGACAGAACAGCCAUGACAGACACUGUGAUGAGUGGUGGUUCAGAUCGCUGGGUAUCAAAUAAUAGACAAAGAGGAAUGCAUUCAAGUGAUAAAGAACAGGAGAACUGGACCAUGCAGCAAGGUCCUGGUGCAGGUCCAGACCUAACGGAUGAAGAGAAGGAGAUUAUCAACAGUGUAAUUGCUCGCGCUGAGAAAAUGGAGGCCAUGGAACAAGAGAGAAUUGGGCGCUUGAUAAAUAACUUGGAUGAUAUGAAGAAGACCGUGUGUGGGGAUGGAGUGUCCCGCUGUUUGGUGUGCGGAGAGCAGCUGGGCUCACCUGGGGUCAGCUCAGUGGUGUGUGAAGACUGUAAAAAGAGCAUGUGUACUAAGUGUGGUACGCAGUGUAGCAGCCGACCACGUGCUGUGUGGCUAUGCAAGAUCUGCAGGGAACAGAGAGAGGUAUGGAAGCGGUCCGGUGCAUGGUUCUUUAAAGGCUUCCCCAAACAUUUCCUCCCUUCUCCAAUGCCUUUGUCCAAACCAAAAGAUGAGCCUGCUCCAGUCGCAGCAGGAAGCAAAGGACCACCUGCUCCAAACCCAAAAGAGGCACCACCUCAAACACAGCGAACUCCAGGUCAAGUGUCACACACCCGUGCUGGUUACCCACCGGUGGCCCCAAAACCUGCAGUGGCACGCAUGGCCACAGGUGGAGCAGGUGCUGAAGAGGCGGGGCAGUCGAGCCCAGUGGUGAUGAAGAAGAUGGUCCCUGUUCAUAGCUCCAGGCCGCAACCUGGUGGCUCAGCUGCUACAGCUCAGCAGGGAUCAGUGGCUGGAGAAACAGGACUCUACUCCUCUGAGCAAAGAGCGCCCCCUGCUGCAGACAGGAGGCAGCCUGCUGCCUACAGCGCUCCUCCAGUCCGGCAGCAGCCUCCCCCAGAGGAGGAGGAGGAGGAGGCCAACGACUACGACUCUGAUGAAGCCACAACUCUGGGCUCUAUGGAAUUCAGUCUUCUCUAUGAUCAGGAAAGCAACAGCCUCCAUUGUAGCAUCCUCAAAGCAAAGGGACUAAAACCAAUGGAUUCCAAUGGUUUGGCAGAUCCUUAUGUCAAGCUUCAUCUUUUACCUGGAGCAAGUAAGUCAACAAAGCUGCGCACAAAAACACUUAGAAAUACCCGCAACCCUGUGUGGAAUGAGACACUCACCUAUCAUGGACUAACAGAUGAGGACAUGCAACGCAAGACUCUUAGGCUGUCUGUCUGUGAUGAAGACAAGUUUGGCCAUAAUGAGUUUAUUGGUGAAACUAGAGUUGCACUGAAGAAACUGAAGAUGAACCAGAAGAAGAACUUCAAUGUGUGUCUUGAGAGAGUUAUCCCAACCAAGAAGACUGCGACAGCUGGAGUAGCCAGGGGCAUAGCUCUUUAUGAAGAUGAGACAGGUAAAGAUGGGAGCGAGUCAGAGGAGCGUGGUCGAAUCCUCAUUUCUCUCAUGUACAGCACUCAACUGAACCGCCUCAUUGUUGGUGUUGUACGCUGUGUUCAUCUCGCUGCUAUGGACGCCAAUGGCUAUUCUGAUCCUUAUGUCAAAAUUUGUCUAAAACCUGACAUGGGAAAAAAGGGUAAGUCCAAAACACAAAUCAAGAAGAGGACUCUCAACCCAGAGUUUAACGAGGAGUUCAGCUAUGACAUCAAGCACAGUGAACUUGCCAAAAAGACCCUAGACAUAUCUGUGUGGGAUUAUGACAUUGGAAAGGCAAAUGAUUACAUUGGUGGAUGUCAGCUGGGUAUUACUGCCAAAGGGGAACGACUCAAACACUGGUAUGAAUGUCUGAAGAAUAAGGACAAGAAGAUUGAGCGUUGGCACACCUUGUUCAAUGAAAAUCAUGUCUCUAGUGAUUAACCCAUCAUUCUGCAUGUGCAGGGUUGUCAUGUGCUUGCCCUAACUUAGUUUAUUAUCAUAUCUUUACGCACUUUUUACAUGCUUCUUUCUUACUUAUUUCCACUGUCUCAUAUAGACAUUUUUCAAGUUAAUAGAUGUCCUCAUCAUCUUACAGAAACUGAUCUCUCUGCCUGUGCUUUUUUCAAACUGCCUUUGGGACAUAUCAUUUAGAAAAAGUCAUAGUUUUAUUAAUGUAACCAAGACUAAAAGGAAACACAUCAGUGAAUAGCUGCACAAUGACCGCCAUGCCUGUCAUCAAUGUUACUUAUUGUACUAAAUUUGAUAUGCUCUUUGAUAAUGAAAUAGGGGGUCUGUUUGCAUCGGAACAAAGAAAGCAAUAUGCUGAAGUGUAGAGGUCUGACCCUUUCAUAAGAGGCCUUGGCUCAGUUCAUGCCUGUAUUUCCUAGACUAUCAGAGUAUAAUUUAAAAUGUUGUACGCAUUCAGCUCACUGUAGUUAAGCUCUUGAAUUAUAAGCAUGCCAAGUCACCACACACUGUCCAUAACAUGCUGUAUAUUUCCAUAAAGAAAUGUUUACAUAAAGUUACAUUGCUCAGGUUAGAAUAGAUAUUAUAAAAUCAUCUGAUUUGCAGGUGAUGCAUCAAAAUGUGGACCAUGAGCUAGAUAAACCUUUUACCAUUUACUGUUAAAUUAAGGUUAUAGCGCACAAAGUAAGCUUUAUAUGUAUAAGUAAUUGGGAUGUUUUGUUUGUGAAAAGUAUUCAUUGUUUCAUAAGAAAACUUAAUGUUAAUGUUAUUUCAAUAACAAUGACAAUUAGCUGCAAAAGAUAAUUCUAGCUUGGCUCUGAGGUCUACUGCUAAAUAUACAAUACCUGUGGUCAGGUUUCUUAUAAUAUUUCCUAUAAAUGACUGCUCUACUCAAAAGGUCGAGCGGGGAUAGGCUGUCAUUGGUGUGCAGCUUUACCUGCAUGCACUGUGCUCAUGUUUUUCGUGUGCCUGGGGCAGUUGUGGGCUGCUCCUAUCCCAAUACUUUGCACAAAGCAGGGCUACUUCUCCUCUGCCACGCCCCAAUCAUUUGAGGCUUCAGUGUGUGUUCUUUAAUCACAGAAAACCCAAGGAAAGCACACUUACAAAGUGGAAUGACCUCAAUUUAUACAACUGUUUGCAAACCCUAUGCAUGAAUGUCUUGUGGUUCAAGAUAUCUAGCCUUUGUAAAAAAAAAUAAAUGCUAUUGUAAGUCUAUAUAUGUUUACACAGCCCGUCACAUUCCCUCAGUAUUCUAGCAUGACAACAAUGAUACAGUUUUGUCUAAAUCUGGUCUAAUAUCACAUAGAGAUCACAAAUAACAGUGCACAAACUGUACAGUCUAUAAGUAGCAGAUUUCUCCUCCUAUACAAAUUAUAUCCAUCAGUGUUUUGAGUUGUCUCACAUGUAAGUAAUUACCUUAAAAUACAGCCAUUUUUAAUUUGCUCCCCUCUCAGUUGAUUUUGCCAGUUUAAUGGAAUGUUUGUUAAAUCUGUCAUUGUAAAUACGUCGUGCAUGCACUGAAAGAUUGUACGUUUGCAGAUAACUGUGCAUGUAAACAUUUUGCAGAGU
Molecule: messenger RNA, 3711 nt
Organism: Periophthalmus magnuspinnatus
Lineage: Eukaryota; Metazoa; Chordata; Actinopteri; Gobiiformes; Gobiidae
Product: rabphilin-3A-like
Exons: 18
Coding region: 259-2118 (619 amino acids)
Biological process (GO): intracellular protein transport
Cellular component (GO): membrane
Molecular function (GO): small GTPase binding
Source: RefSeq, a predicted model, not a curated record